GAUCCCCAGCGCCGACGAUAGGCGCUGGCCCUGGUGCUGAUUCCGUCAGGCGCUGGAGGCAGCGGCGGCGGCGGCAGCCCCGGCUUCUUUCUUCCAGCAAGCAAGCCGGACCCGGGAGUCUCUUCUCCCUCAGCCCGUUUUCUCCGGAGCCCACUCCCCUCCCCGUCGUGGGCAAGGGGCAGCGGGCAGAAGAGGCAGCAUCAUGCGCUCCCCCGGCAUCAUCCUCUUCCCCUGGUUCCUGGCGCUUCUGGCUCACGGAGUCUCCUCUGAGAUCCAAAACCCAAGGAGCGCAGAGAUGGACCCUGAGCUGACGGUGGCCCCCACACCUGAACAGCCUGAAGGAGGGGUCCACUUUGUCAGCACGGCCCCGACCCUGAAACUGCUCAACCACCACCCACUGCUGGAGGAGUUUCUCCAGGAUACCCAGGCAAAGGAGGAGGAGCUGAAGCCGGGGCCCUUCCUAAAUCGAGGAGCGGUCCCCUUCCAGCCUAAUGCACUGACCCUCUUUAGCCCCAGUCCUCUGGCCCAUCUGGCCCACCAAGAUGACCGCCCCAUCUUUACCAACCCCACCCCAGCCAUGGCCCCAGGACCCACGUACACCCUGGGGAGGGCUGGGCUUCAGAGUCCAGAGCCCGCAUGGCCUACCCUACCCAUCACCAUGGCUCCUCCGCCAGGGCCAGGAGUAGCUGUGCCAUCUUUGGCCCAGGCCGAGGUACCCGUGACAGCACCUCCCAGAAGUGCGUGGAUGGUGACCCAUGAUGUGCCCAUGGACCUGGCCCAGCCGUGGGUCCCAGAGGUCAUGCCCCCUCAGGCCAGAGACCCAGGGGCGGGGUUCCCUGCUGCCACCACCGCUUCGGGGGAUGAUGAGGAGACCACCACCACCACCAUCAUCACUACCACCACCAUCACCACCGUGCAGCCACCAGCUCCUUGUAGCUGGAAUUUCACAGGACCUCAAGGCUCUCUGAACUCUCCAGAAGGACCCAGCUCGUCGGAGGACAGCAGCCUGGAUUGUUUCUACUACAUCACCGUCUAUCCUGGCUAUGGUAUAGAGAUUAAGGUCCAGAACAUAAGCCUGCUGGAGGGUGAGACAGUGACGGUUGAAGGUAUGGGAGGCCCUGAGCCAUUGCCCCUGGCCAACCAAUCCUUCCUGCUCCCGGGCCAGGUCAUUCGCAGCCCCACCAACCAGGUGGCCAUGAGGUUCCAGAGCCUCCUGCCACCCUCAGGACCAGGGACCUUCCACUUCCGAUACCAAGCUUACCUCCUGAGCUGCAGCUUUCCCCAGCGCCCAGCCUAUGGGGAUGUGGCCGUCACCAGUCUUCACCCCGGUGGCAAAGCCCGCUUCCACUGCACAACGGGCUACCAGCUGCAGGGAGCCAGGGUCCUCACCUGUCUCAAUGCCACUCGGCCCUUCUGGGACUCCCGGGAGCCCAUCUGCAUCGCUGCCUGCGGAGGGGUGAUCCGUAAUGCCACGACCGGCCGCAUCGUGUCCCCCGGCUUCCCUGGGAACUACAGUAACAACCUCACCUGUCACUGGCUGCUGGAGGCUCCCAUGGGGCAGCGCCUCCAUCUCCACUUUGAGAAGGUCUCCUUGGCAGAGGACGAUGACAGACUCAUCAUCCGAAACGGAGAUACGAUAGAGGCUCCCCCGGUGUAUGAUUCAUACGAGGUUGAGUAUCUGCCCAUCGAGGGCCUGGUCAGUGCUGGUCGCCACUUCUUCGUGGAGCUCACCACAGACAGCAGCGGGGCAGCAGCAGGCGUGGCACUGCGCUAUGAGGCCUUUCAACAGGGCCACUGUUAUGAGCCCUUCGUGAAAUACGGAAACUUCAGCAGCAGCGCCGCCUCCUACCCUGUGGGGACCACCGUGGAGUUCAGCUGUGACCCUGGCUACACCCUGGAACAGGGAUCCAUCAUCAUCGAGUGUGUGGAUCCCCACGACCCCCAGUGGAACGAGACCGAGCCUGCCUGCCGAGCUGUGUGCAGCGGGGAGAUCACAGAUUCUGCCGGCGUGGUGCUCUCACCCAACUGGCCGGAGCCCUAUGGCAAGGGACAGGACUGCAUCUGGGGUCUGCAUGUGGAGGAGGAUAAACGUAUCAUGCUGGACAUCCGUGUGCUUCGGAUUGGCCAAGGGGAUGUGCUGACCUUCUACGAUGGGGACGAUCUAACCGCCCGGAUACUGGGGCAGUACUCAGGAACCCACAGACACUUCAAGCUGUUCACCUCCAUGGCGGAUGUCACUAUCCAGUUCCAGUCAGAUCCUGGGGCCUCAGCCAUGGGCUACCAGCAGGGUUUUGUCGUCCACUUCUUUGAGGUGCCCCGCAAUGACACGUGCCCAGAGCUGCCCGAGAUCCCCAAUGGCUGGAAGAGUCCUUCCCAACCGGAGCUGGUCCAUGGCACUGUGGUAACCUUUCAGUGCUACCCUGGCUUUGAAGUGACUGGAGCCAACACCCUCAUGUGCCAAUGGGAUCUCACCUGGAGUGAAGACCUGCCCACCUGUCAGAGGGUGACUUCAUGCCGCGACCCAGGGGAUGUGGAACACAGCCGUCGGCUCAUCUCCAGCCCCAAGUUUCCAGUGGGUGCCACCGUGCAGUAUAUUUGUGACAAGGGUUACGUGCUGACAGGCAGUGCCAUCCUCAGCUGCCAUGACCGCCAGGCAGGCAGCCCCAAGUGGAGUGACCGGGCCCCCAAAUGUCUUGUGGAACAGUACAAGCCAUGCCAUGGUCCUGGAACCCCUGAAAAUGGCGUCCGCAGCCCCGAGAAGCGGCUGUACCCUCCAGGUGCCACCCUCCACUUCUCCUGUGCCCCUGGUUACGUACUGCAGGGAGAGGCCAGCAUCAAGUGCAUACCUGGACAUCCUUCACAGUGGAGUGACCACCCACCCACCUGCAAGGCUGCCUCUCUGGAGGAGUUCUACAGUGGACGCAGCUUAGAUGUUGCCAAGGCCCCCACUGCCACAAACUCUUUGGAUGCUACGCAUGUGGCAGCUGCCAUCUUCCUGCCUCUGGUGGCUAUGGCAUUGUUGAUGGGAGGCAUUUACCUCUACUUCUCUAGGGUCCAAGGGAAAAGUCCACUGCAGCUGCCUCUGACUCAGCCCCGUUCUUAUGACCAUAUCACCGUCGAAUCUGCUUUUGACAAUCCUACCUAUGAGACUGGAUCUCUUUCCUUUGCAGGAGACGAGGGAAUAUGAGGUCUCCAUUUAGGGAGAGGGGGCAAUCUGGGGGAGCCCAUCCUGCCUGGCAUUACCACCUGGUCGGCAGCUUUCCUGACACUACCUGCUGCCCUACCCACCUCCUGUACAUACCACAUGGAAAGAGACUCUACCCUAGCCCUUUCAGAGCUGCACCUUCCCCCACAUGCACUGCCCCCAACCUGUCUGCCUGGACACUUCUGCCUGCUCUGGGCCCCCCUCUAGGAUCCUGAGGGCCUUUGCCUGUGGGCAAGCCAGGCUCAAGCACUAGCCAGUCCCUGUAAGAACAGCUUUCUCCUGCCUCUCUCCCCAUCACCAGGUUGGGAUCUUGGGUACUGGGAAGUCAGAACAUUUCUGUGUAGUCUCUAUGCUCUCAAAGCAUGGGCAAAUGAGCUACAGGUCAGUGCGUGGCAGAAAUCUCUCCCUGUGUUCUUCACAGGCAAAGAAUGGGAGCAGUCCAAGAGGUGGGGGCCCACACAGGUUUCAUGUCCAUGAUUAGCUCUACCUUCCUAGGGGAUGUCUGUUCUCUGGAUCUCCCUGGAAUGACUUCCCCACACCUCUUGGGUGACUUCAAUAAGUUUCCCCAAUCCCCCUCUCCUAUCCCAGGAGUGGACAACACCCCUUUUCUCCCAAAAGGCAGAAGGGUAGAAAGGAAUCAAUCCCAGGGAGUCUAAGGGUUUGGAAACUCUUUCCCUCCUCCUCCCAAGACUGGUUCUCCUGGGAAGUGUACUCCAUACCAAAGGGACUAACCCUCUCCUUCCCUGGCUUGCCCUACUCUCUGAAGUUUGGGAGGUGUGUGUGUGUGUGUGGUGUGUG
This is a messenger RNA of Antechinus flavipes (yellow-footed antechinus), 4003 nucleotides long. It is a transcript of the gene SEZ6, whose product is annotated as seizure related 6 homolog. The record is from RefSeq and is a predicted model, not a curated record. NCBI's taxonomy places the organism in Eukaryota, Metazoa, Chordata, Mammalia, Dasyuromorphia, Dasyuridae. Bases 203 to 3187 code for a protein of 994 amino acids. The transcript has 17 exons. Gene Ontology annotation, cellular component: neuronal cell body; dendritic spine; dendritic shaft. Gene Ontology annotation, biological process: synapse maturation; regulation of dendrite development.